This is a messenger RNA of Pyrus x bretschneideri (Chinese white pear), 3562 nucleotides long. RefSeq names its product E3 ubiquitin-protein ligase HOS1. The coding region runs from base 134 to 3052 and encodes 972 amino acids. Gene Ontology annotation, molecular function: ubiquitin-protein transferase activity. The transcript is spliced from 10 exons. NCBI's taxonomy places the organism in Eukaryota, Viridiplantae, Streptophyta, Magnoliopsida, Rosales, Rosaceae. Gene Ontology annotation, biological process: protein ubiquitination. The record is from RefSeq and is a predicted model, not a curated record.
UCGCUCUCUCCCCUUCUCUUACUCUCUCUCCCCCACCUCUGAAGCUUCCCUAAAACCCACCGGCUUCGACCUCACUUCAGCAAUUCAUCUCUCCAGCGUUUCGUGGGGAAUCACCUCUCGCACUCUCGGAGAAAUGGAUAGGAGAUUAAAUGGACCAACUGGACCUUCGAGCUCCGUCAAUGGCGGCCCAGCCACAAGAUCGGGUUCUCAUGCUCCGCAACCUAACUACAAUAGUCGAGCUGUUCAGGAAGCAUUGGAACAGUUGGCAUCGAUUGAUCUAAUUGACUUAUGCAAUGAAUCUAAAGUUGAGUGCUGUCGGGCAACACGAGACUUGAGGAGUUGUGGACGACAAGUAAAGGAUGUGCUCAUCUCGUGUGGACAUGCUUCAUUAUGUGCAGAGUGUAGCCAGCGCUGUGAUGUGUGUCCCAUUUGUAGAAUUCAAAUACCAAAGAAUGGCGCAAAAUUAUGCCGACGCCUUUAUGAUCAGUGUCUAGAAGCUCAUCUUAUACCCAAAAGAUGUGAUAAGAGAUUUCAAGAGAAAGAAGAUGGGGAGGAGCAAAUAUCUGCUGAUGUCCAACGCCUUUAUUCUUUAUUUGAUGUUGCCCUGGAGAAUAACUUAGUUUCUUUGAUAUGCCACUAUGUUACAGAUGUUUGUUUGGAUGAAAGUGCAGUAUCCAGUGAUCCCGUUAUUGCUUUUUUGUUGGAUGAAGUGGUUGUGAAGGAUUGGUGCAAGCGAACAUUCCAGAACAUCAUCACAGAACUUCAAGGCAUUUAUAAUCUUGAAGCGGAACCGAUGAAGUCUAUGUUGAGUUUACUUCUUAAGUUCUCAGUACAGUUGGCUGGCAUAUCCAGUGUGAUUGAAGUUUUGGAUUCAUCUUUGAAAGGGUCUUUUUCAGCUCAGCUUCAUGACUUUCACCAGCUUCAAGAAAGCAUAUUAAAGACAAAGCAGCAUAUGGAGGUUAUGAUAUGGUGUGUAAGACAUGAGUUCCUUGAGAAAGUGAGGCCUCGUUAUACUGAUUUCUCAUCAUGGCAUUCUCUUGUCCGUGAAAGGAAAUCUGCUGCAAUUAAGCGUUCUUGGCCUGAUUCUGUAAAUAACUCUGAAGAGUCCAGUGGACAGGAAGGUACCCUAUUUAUUGAAGAUGCCCUGGUAAAUCUGGAGGUUGGGCAGGGAAAUACAGAGAAAUUGGUGGAGGGAUUAAAACUAGGAUCUUUGCAGAAGGAUGGAGUUUCAUCAGUUCUCAGGUCUAAGAUAGAAGGGGUUGCAGGAUGCUAUCCAUUUGAAAAUGUUCGAGCUGCUGUUGAUAUACUUUUUCUAUGUGGUAGUUCAGAUUUGGUGGUUGCGAAGCAAGCUAUUUUUCUAUAUUACCUAUUUGAUCGGCAUUGGACAAUGCCUGAUGAGCAAUGGAGACACCUUCUAGACGAUUUUGGAGCUACUUUUGGCAUACCCAGGCAAUUACUACUGGAAUCCUUAAUCUUUUAUCUUUUGGAUGAUCACACAGAUAAAGCUCUGCAGGAAGCUUGUCACCUUCUUCCGGAGAUCUCUGGUCCAGCAACUCAUCCUAAGAUUGCACAAGUACUAUUAGAAAGGGGUAAUCCUGAUACCGCUCUUUUGGUUUUACGGUGGUCCGGGCGUGAUGGUACAUCAAAGUCGUCAAUAUCACUUGUUGAGGCUGUUACUGCAGUUCGGGUGAGGGUAGAGUGUGGACUUUUCACCGAAGCAUUUAUACAUCAAAGAAUGCUGUGUACCAAAGUCAAGGAGAAGAUGUUGAAGGUUGGAGAAUUGGGGGAUGCAACUGAUGAUUCAAAAAGCAAAUAUAGGAGUUGGGAAGACUGGGUGGAGAUAUUGGUCACUGAAAUUUGUGUCCUCUGUAUACGACGGAGCAUGCUAGACCGAGUGAUAGAGUUGCCUUGGAACUCUGAUGAAGAGAAACAUCUCCACAAGUGCCUGUUAGAUUAUACCAUUGAUUAUCCUUCCUCAACUAUUGGAAGCCUUCUUGUUGUAUUCUACAUUCAGCGGUACCGGUACUCUGAAGCUUACCAAGUUGAUCAAAUACUUAAAAACCUGGAGAAGGAGUUCACUUCAAAGAAGUCUGUCAGUGAAGAAGUUUUAUCUCGAAUGAGAUCUAUGAGCGGAUGGAGAGCUGGAUUAAUCGAUAAAUGCAUGGAGUUGCUACCAGAAGUCCAACGACAAGAAAUAAAGUCGGGAAAGUUUCCUGAGGUAGCUGUUACCACCUCUAGUGAAGUUGAAAUGGCAGCAGCAUCACUUCCUGAAGUGCAAAAGUCACAAUCAAUUAGUAUGCUGAUUCCUUCAACCAUUGAUUCUUCCCUUGGUUUAUGGUCGGAUUGUGUGAAUCCUUCCUGGAAACCGUCAAUAUCUGAAACACCAAAAAAAAGAGUUGGGUUGGUUGACAGUUAUCGCUCUGAACUUGGUAACAAUGGUUCAAUUCUUCAUGAGAAGUUACUUAGCAAUUCUGAAACACAAUGGAAGCCUGAUGAUAGCGUAAACAAGGCUUUCAACUUUGAAGAUGCAUCAACUCCUGGAAUUCAUUGGGCUACUCCCCCCUCAUCCGUCAAGGACAGGAAAAAGAGUUCAUCAAGAGUACUUUCAAAUAGCCCUCUCCAAGACAAUCAAUAUGCUAGAAUGUCACCAGAAACGGAACGGAACAAGAGGUUCAACCCAUUCCAAAAUUCAAGUCCUUCGAACUUUUACAGCGCUGAUUCUAAUCCAGUAACUACACCCAGCAGCAACCGUGGCCUGUUUAAAGAUUCCGCAACAGACCUGCGUCGGAGUGUGAACAGUAAGGGGUUCCAACGAGAUAGGGACAAUAGAACUUGGAAUAUGGCUUCCAAGGAUGACCCAAUGGACAUUUCUUUGAGAUAUGGAGAAAAGAGUCAUGUGAUUGAGGACGAAAACUUAAACAAUGGACCGAGAUGGAGGUCUGACGAAGCUAGUGACGAGGAAGAGGAGCAGAGUCCACAGAAAGCCAUUGGGAUCACUCAUCGUGCUUCUACUGCGAGGGCAUUACGAAGAACAAGAUUUUCCAAGCGAUGAAGAUAUUCCAGAUGCACUUUUUCUUUUAACUUAAAAUGAACUCUUGUCCAGCCAUGGUCCUUCCUCAGUAUGGUCUGGGUAGGAGGUAACCUUGAAGGGAUAUAGAGAAACAAGAGCGGCUUUCUUGUAGGUGCCGGUUGAGUUGAAGGGGUUCCCUUCGGAGGGCAAGUAACUAUAGUGUAGACAAAACUGUUUUAUAGCUGUGCCGUGCGGCUAAGAUGCAUUUAAUCGGAUUGUCUAAUUCGAGGGGCCAUUUUCUCUUCCUUCCUGCAAUUGUGUGCAUCUAAGUUGAUCAGAGAUGAAGUUGUGGUUUUUUAGCGGCUACGAAUUGUGCAGGAGUGGGGGGAUUUUUGAAUCCUUGUUGAAGUAGUUUGAUUGCUGAGAGAUUGAGGCAAAAAAGGCCUUGUAGUUUCAACAUUUUGGAGCUCUAGUUUAACAUUAAAUACUUUCGUUUUAUCAGAAUGAUAAAUGCUCACUUGACAGAAGAAAUAAUGUUUGGUGCGUCCUUGA